Paralichthys olivaceus (Japanese flounder) is the source of this 1269-nucleotide messenger RNA. The record is from RefSeq and is a predicted model, not a curated record. Lineage: Eukaryota; Metazoa; Chordata; Actinopteri; Pleuronectiformes; Paralichthyidae.
AAGGCUCCUGGUCAGAGAGAAUGUGACGAUGCCAUCGAGGUGCUGAACGGUUGCAUCCGUGAGGUGGAUCAGGCGUCUCUAGCCGCCAUCAGCCAGCAGCUCACACCCCGAGAGGACAUCUCCAUGGAGGCUCUCCAUGAGCAGAUGGCGGCCUCUGUGCAUGAGAUCAGUAACCUGAUUGACCCUGUGGCGGUGGCGGCUCGUUCUGAGGCCUCUCAGCUGGGACACAAGGUGUCUCAGAUGGCGAGCUACUUCGAGCCCCUCAUCAUGGCGUCCAUCGGCACAGCGUCCAAGAUCGUGAGCAGCCAGCAGCAGAUGGCCGUGUUAGACCAAACUAAAACGCUGACGGAGUCGGCCCUGCAGAUGCUCUACACCGCCAAGGAGGCGGGAGGAAACCCCAAGGCCGCUCACAUGCAGGAGGCUCUGGAGGAGGCGGUGCAGAUGAUGAAAGAAGCCGUCGACGACCUCGGUGCGACUCUGGCUGAAGCCGCCAGUGCAGCGGGCGCCGUGGGCGGGAUGGUGGACUCCAUCAACGACUCCAUCAACAAGAUGGAAGACUCGCCUAUGCUGGAACCUGACGGCACCUUUGUGGACUAUCAGACGACCAUGGUGAAGACGGCCAAGGCCAUCGCCGUCACUGUGCAGGAGAUGGUGACCAAGUCAAACACCAACCCAGACGACCUCGGGGGAUUGGCCAACCAUCUCACCAACGAGUUCGGAAAUCUGGCCAAUGAGGCCAAAUAUGCAGCUGUGACUGCAGAGAACGAUGAGAUCGGUUCUCACAUCAAGAAGCAGGUCGGCGAGCUCGGUUUCAGCUGCACGGGUCUGGUGACCAAAGCUGGAGCUCUGCAGUGCAGCCCAAACGACUCGUUCACAAAGAAGGAGCUCAUCGAAAGCGCCCGCAAAGUCUCCGAGAAGGUCUCCCAUGUGUUGGCGUCGCUGCAGGCAGGAAACCGUGGCACCCAGGCCUGCAUCACAGCAGCCAGCGCCGUGUCCGGAAUCAUCGCUGACCUCGACACCACCAUCAUGUUCGCUACCGCUGGGACUCUGAACAGAGAGAACGCAGAGACCUUCGCCGACCACAGAGAAUGUAUCUUGAAGACGGCGAAGGCUCUGGUGGAGGACACCAAGCUGCUGGUGUCUGGUGCUGGAGCCAGUCAGGAGAAACUGGCCCAGGCCGCCCAGUCCUCCGUGUGCACCAUCACCAAACUGGCAGAUGUAGUGAAACUAGGAGCCGCCAGUCUGGGAUCUGAGGACCCAGAGACACAG